Molecule: messenger RNA, 678 nt
Organism: Kwoniella botswanensis
Lineage: Eukaryota; Fungi; Basidiomycota; Tremellomycetes; Tremellales; Cryptococcaceae
Exons: 5
Coding region: 1-678 (225 amino acids)
Cellular component (GO): cytosol
Molecular function (GO): RNA binding
Source: RefSeq, a predicted model, not a curated record
AUGGCUAGAGGUGGUGCACCAACUUCAUCGAGAGGACGAGGCAAAUUCAAGGUAUCCAGAGGAGGUGGACGACAAUUCUCCCGUGAUCUUGAUCCUCGACUCGCUGAGAAACCAUCUUCGUCAGAGGAAGAGUCCUCGUCCGAAGAGGAAGAAGAGGAUGAAGAGGAGGCCAGAGCGGCAGCUCAUAGAGCUGAAGUCGCGGAGUUGGCACCGGAGAUGAAAGAGGUCAAUCUGAAAUUGGGGAAUACAGAAUUGGCUGAGCCUGAGAGUGAUGAGGAGGAAUUAAGUAGAGCGGAGAGAAGAGCUAGGAAAAAGGCCGAGGCUCAAGGUAAAACCAAGAAAACUGUCACGAUCCAAGAGAAGGAUGAAUCAGAUGAAGAGAGUAGUGAAGAAGAGGUGUCACCUAAACAGCAGCAACAACAGAAGAAGAAAGCCAGUGCUCCUGCGGUAGUCCAACAAUCAAGAAAAGAACGUGAAGCGGCAGAGAAGAAAGCUGCUCAAGACAAAUAUCAGAAACUACAUGCUCAAGGCAAAACCACUGAGGCCAAAUCUGAUUUAGCCAGAUUACAAGAAGUCAGAAGGAGAAGAGAGGCUGCUGCUGCCCAAAGAGCUGCAGAGGCUGAGGAGGCUGCCAAGGAAGCUGCUGCAAAGAAAGAGAAACUGGCUAAGAAAAUUUAG